This is a messenger RNA of Asparagus officinalis (garden asparagus), 999 nucleotides long. RefSeq lists its product as uncharacterized. The record is from RefSeq and is a predicted model, not a curated record. The transcript is spliced from 3 exons. The coding region runs from base 219 to 773 and encodes 184 amino acids. NCBI's taxonomy places the organism in Eukaryota, Viridiplantae, Streptophyta, Magnoliopsida, Asparagales, Asparagaceae.
UUCCCCCUUUCAGCCCCAAAUCCCUAUCUCCAAAUCCCUCUCCCUCUCCCGCUUUUGAGAGAAAAUCCUGAUCCCCACCUCGCUCAACUUCUUCCCCAAAUUCAAACUCAAUCCACCAUCGUGAAGCUCGCCCUCUCUCCUUGUUCCCAUCAAAACCCUAACCCUACUCUCUCCAAAACCUCCUCCAAUGUCUCCCCUCCCUCACUCCCCUCUCAACGAUGGCCAGCCCUAACUCCAAAACCCUUACCCUAAAACCCUCGGCCUCCACCUCCUUCACCGAAGAGCGCCUCCGCGAAUACAAUCGCCGCCGCCAAGCAUCCUCCUCCUCGAACCCCUACCUCUACCUCCGUAGCCUAGGCCUCAGCCCCGGCCGUGAGAGCUUCGCCUCCUCCGCUCGAACCUCGGCCUCCUCCUCCUCCGUCCUUCUCAUGAUCCAGGAGUGGACCCCGUCCUGCCUCCUCCUUCUCCAUUGUUUUGAAAUCACAGUAGUUUCUCUCUCUCUCUCUCUCUCUCUCUCUCUCUUUUUGCGGCAGAUUCGGAUGAAUCUAGGGGUUUCAGGUGAAAUCAAUGAAUACAACAACUUUCCCCGCAAACAAUCAGCAGUAAGGGAAGGUGUUUCUUUGCUGCUUGAGCUUAUUGAUACCUAUGAUGGCAUGAUGGUUCCUGCAUCUAGGAAGAAGCCUGACUUUGAUCCUGUGAUUACUGCUUUACUGGAUCCUAUAAUUCAGGCAUGCAUGAUGGUGGGGCUGAAGGGAAUCGUUCCAAGAAGGUGAAAAGCGAAGAUACAUGCAAUCAUUCUGACAAAGGCGAGGAAGAUGUUAAAGAGGAAGAGGCAAGGAAGAAUAGGCUUGGGCUUAAUAAGAAGAGUGGUGAUGAUGAUGAGUUGAUUGCGAAGGGAAAAUCCUAUGUGAAUUCGUGUAAAUAAUUGAUGUAAAAGUUUGUAAACAAUUUUUUUUCAGUAUUUUGGUGAAUGUAUUAUUAGAAUAUAAUUAGAUUUGA